Vicia villosa (hairy vetch) is the source of this 1167-nucleotide messenger RNA. Its product is annotated as glutathione S-transferase zeta class-like. Gene Ontology annotation, cellular component: cytoplasm. Bases 155 to 862 code for a protein of 235 amino acids. Gene Ontology annotation, biological process: glutathione metabolic process; L-phenylalanine catabolic process. The record is from RefSeq and is a predicted model, not a curated record. NCBI's taxonomy places the organism in Eukaryota, Viridiplantae, Streptophyta, Magnoliopsida, Fabales, Fabaceae. Gene Ontology annotation, molecular function: glutathione transferase activity; maleylacetoacetate isomerase activity. The transcript is spliced from 11 exons.
GCUUAAUAUAAAAAUUCUCGAUCAGUCCAUAAAAUACUCACCAACCCCCCUUAAGACUUUUGACGAACAAAACGCCUAUUCGAGUCUAUCAUCUAUCUAGCUACGAAGUUGGAAGUAUAAGCACGUCACUUUAGCAUCGUCAGCAUCUCCAUCAAUGGCUAGCGCAAGUGUAGGUGUUGGUGUUGGUGGUGAACCUCAACAUAACAACAAUAAGCUCACUCUAUAUUCAUAUUGGAGAAGUUCAUGUUCCUUCCGUGUCCGAAUCGCUCUCAACCUCAAAGGACUCAAAUUUGACUACAAACCAGUUAAUCUUUUGAAGGGAGAACAAUAUCAUCCUGAAUUUCUCCAGCUCAACCCUGUUGGUUUUGCUCCCAUUCUUGUUGAUGGCCCUGCUGUAAUUUUUGACUCCUUUGCAAUUAUCAUGUAUUUGGAAGAUAAGUAUCCUCAACAUCCUUUACUCCCUACUGAUAUCCAUAAAAGAGCAAUCAAUUUCCAGGCUGUGAGUAUUGUUUCUUCAUUAAUACAACCUCUUCAAAACCUAGAUACUCUGAAGUACAUCGAUAAAAGAGUUAGCCGGGAUGAUAAACUUCCAUGGGUCCAGAGUAUAAUAAGAAAAGGCUUCACAGCACUUGAAAAGCUAUUGAAAGAACACACUGGGAGGUAUGCUACUGGAGAUAAAGUUUUCAUGGCGGAUAUAUUUUUAGCACCUCAGUUACAUGCUGCAUCUAAGAGAUUCAACAUUGACAUGCAGAAUGAGUUUCCUAUUCUUUCAAGACUACAUGAGACAUAUUAUGAUAUGCCAGCAUUCCGAGAGACUUUGCCAGAGAAUCAGCCAGAUGCAGUAGGCCAGCUGAGUCAAUGAUUUGGGACUGAAGUGGAAAAUGGAGACAGCUGAGGUCUACAAUAUCACAGGUGGAUGGAACAAACUUGUAGCAGAAAACAAUUGGAAAAAAGACGAGAACUUAUUUGCUUUUGCACAAACUAUUUGCCUAUCGAUGACUCACUUUGGACAAUGUAAUACAAGACCAAACCCUGAUGACGCAUAAUAACAAAAUUUGUACACACUAAUGUCAAAUAUUGUAUCACCACAUUAUCAACAAACCAUGUUAAACAAUUUGCCAAUGUAAUUUUAUUAUAAACUUGCACAUUAUGAUGCUUUAUUACUUA